Molecule: messenger RNA, 140 nt
Organism: Funneliformis geosporum
Lineage: Eukaryota; Fungi; Glomeromycota; Glomeromycetes; Glomerales; Glomeraceae
Source: the annotation of a GenBank genome assembly
AUGUCAACUCAGACUGUUCAACGUACCCUUAAAAACAAACUUAAUUAUAUAGUUUGUAAGCUACGAGCUAUUUCUCUUCUUAAACCAAAUUAUAUUAAAGCUCGUCUUCAAUGGGCUUUAAGGCAUAACCAAGAUGAUUG